Messenger RNA from Notothenia coriiceps (black rockcod), 2597 nucleotides. It is a transcript of the gene gda, whose product is annotated as guanine deaminase. The coding region runs from base 143 to 1498 and encodes 451 amino acids. Gene Ontology annotation, molecular function: guanine deaminase activity; zinc ion binding. The record is from RefSeq and is a predicted model, not a curated record. Gene Ontology annotation, biological process: guanine catabolic process. NCBI's taxonomy places the organism in Eukaryota, Metazoa, Chordata, Actinopteri, Perciformes, Nototheniidae. The transcript is spliced from 14 exons. Gene Ontology annotation, cellular component: cytosol.
UUGGCUGCAGAUUGUCUCUGUGGGAGUUGCGCGUCCUGGUGCAUGGUGUUGAUCGGAGCUCUCCGAAGACAAACCCCGGUGCUCCGUAGCUGCGGCAGGUAUCUCUCUGUCACUGCUCGACUCCAGCUGAUCUAGUGAAAGGAUGGCAAACUCUAAAGGACCCACCACCGAAAUUAAAUACGUCUACAGGGGAACAUUUAUCCACUCUACCCAGCAAACACCGCUGCAGAUCUUGGAAGAUGAGGUCCUGGGAGUGGAUACAGAUGGAAAGAUUGCUUUCAUUGGGAAAGCUGCAGAGUUAGACAGCCUCUCUCAGACCUUUGGGUUCAGUCCUUCAGAAGUCAUUCAACUGGCACAACAUGAGUUCUUCAUGCCCGGAUUGGUGGACACCCACAUCCACGCGCCCCAGUACAGCUACGCUGGCACGGCCCUGGACAUGCCCCUACUGGAGUGGCUCAAUAAAUACACCUUUCCUGUGGAGUCACGCUUCAAGGACUUGGAGUUCGCCCAACAGGUCUACUCUCAAGUAGUGAAAAGGACCCUGAGGAAUGGAACAACCACAGCAUGUUACUUUGCAACCAUACACACAGAUGCCUCUCUGCUGUUGGCCCAGAUUGCAAAUGACUUUGGGCAGCGUGCCUUGGUUGGGAAAGUGUGUAUGGACACGAACAAUUCUGUGAAACAUUACAAAGAGACCAAUCAGGAGUCCCAGGACGAAACCUGCCGGUUCAUUGCAGAGCUCUUGAAGAAAAAGUAUCCUCUGGUGAGGCCGGUGGUGACUCCCCGCUUCGCUCUUUCGUGCACAGGAGCCCUGCUGGGACAGCUGGGAGCCAUCGCUAAGAAUAACAACCUGCACAUCCAGAGUCACAUCAGUGAAAACGUAGAGGAAGUGAAGCUUGUAAAGGAGUUGUUUCCUGAAUCUAAGUCUUACACAGAUGUGUAUCACAAACACAACCUGCUCACUGACAAGACAGUGAUGGCUCACGGCUGCUUCCUAAGUGAUGAAGAGUUGGCUCUGUUCAGAGAGACAGGAGCCUCUUUGUCUCACUGUCCCAAUUCCAACAUCUCGCUGUGCAGUGGAAUGUUGAAUGUCCGCAACGUCCUGAGACACAACGUGAAGUUGGGGCUGGGAACAGACGUGGCGGGGGGCUACUCGGCCUCUAUGCUGGACGCUGUGAGGAGAACUCUGGACACGUCCAAAGUGUUGACCAUCCAGGACCCAGAACACGACACACUCACCUUCGAGGAAGUGUUCAGGCUCGCCACACUGGGAGGCAGCCAAGCUUUGUCCCUGGAUGACCGGACAGGGAACUUCGAAGUGGGCAAAGACUUUGAUGCCCUGAGGGUGAAUGUGGCUGCUGCUGAUGGACCUAUCGACCUCAUCAAGAUCGAGGAACCAAAGAUUAUUUUGGAGAAGUUCUUGAAUUUGGGUGAUGAUCGCAACAUAGUCGAAGUGUUUGUGGCCGGGAGAAAGGUUGUACCAUUUACAAAAGAGUAAAUGCUUACUACCGAAAAACAUGAACAUCUGAGCGAUACAAUAUGUGCAGCCAAUGAAGUAUCAGAAGGAAAUGCCGUAGUUGUGCAUGAACUGCACAGCUGCACUGUCUGCUUUUAAUGAUAGGAAAGAAAGUAGGAAAUUAAUUAUUACCAUGUUUUACUGCUACUGCAAUACAAAGGUGUGGUCCGCUGAGCUUGAAAUAGGUCUGUUGAUGAAGCUGGAAAGGGUGAACUACUGGACUUUAAAACAGGAACUAAGGGACUUAUUAAAUGUUGUGAACUUGUGUUUCUUCAUUUUUGCGUGCUAAAAAACCACAAUCACGCAUCAACACUUUGCUGAUUAACUUUUCACUUUUUAUGUGCAUGUUCACAUUGUUUUAGACUUUUAUUAACCUGAACUGCUUGUUUAAACACAUACUGAUGGUAACGUGCCAACUGCAACUUAUCUUCUGUUGAAUGCUGAUAUCUCACUGUGUUGCCUUGAGAAAUUUGAACUGGAGAAAUCUUGAUAACGUUAAGUGACAUAUUAACAUAUAGGACUUUGUUCAGUGUAGCUGCAGAGCCUUAAUGGCACAAAGCCAUUUAAUAGAAAUCUUUUAGUUUCAGUAUGAUUCAUUCAGUUUAUUACAUUUGACAUCUGAUUGCAGCGCCAUGUGUGCUGAAAUGAAGGGCUCAUGAUACACAAAUUAGUUAAAAAGUUUCCAUUCCAGUUAUAGGAUCGUUCUCUGUGCUUCCAAUUACCUCAAAAUCAGUGCAAUUUACUCAACAUGCUGCCUUAUGAUGAAUAUCAGUUAUUUUUGAUACAGCUUUGUAUUACUAACCUUAUCUACUCGUUGAAUCCAUGUUUUACUAAAGAGAUUGUUGAUUUAUUUGAUUGUCAUCCUAAUGUGUUUUACUUGUGUAUAUAUAUAUAUGUGAUAUAAUCUUUGUUAUGAAUGUUGGGAAUUGAAGGGAAAUUAAUUGGAUUGCUUAAUAUAUGUUUGUCCUUUGCUUCCUUUUUACUAAAAUAUAUUUCAUUUUUAUCACAACAUAUCAGUCUAUGACACCAAAUCCUACAUGUUAAACGUAUUUUUUGAUAGGUCACACUAUGGAUAUUGAAA